AUGCAAACUGCGUCGGAUAGGGGCGUUGCGCUAGUGCUAUCUGCGGAGGAGAUCACUAAGGGUAAGGAGCUGACUAAGCUCCAUGACCACUUUGUGGAACAGCUUCAAAUUGUCAAGGAUGUGGCCGCUUGUCAGGCUGUAACUCAAAGUGCACCGGCGGAUGUUUCGAUGGAUGGUGAGGGUGAAGAAGAAGAAGAAGUGGACGAAGAAUCCGAAGUUCUGAUGAAGCGGCCAAUGUGGCUCCGCAAGUCAAAGCAACCUGCGCCGAAGGAUGAUGAAUCCAAUGACAGGAUUGUCAUUCAUGAUCCUCCUUGUGAAUGUUGCGGUAAGCGCAAUGCGGAGUGCGUCGGACCUGAAGGUCUCGGAUGUAUGGAGUGCCGGAAUGCUAAACAAGUGUGUUCCUAUUCUCGCUCUGGGCGUGCCAAAGGCAAAGCAUCUGUGCGUCGGCCGAUGGCGGCUUCUAAAGUCGUGUCUUUGCGCAGAUCUGAACCUCCAAUUACAAUUUCCAAAGGUGAAGACAUGCCUUCCGCCUCGUGCAUUUCGAAGGCAAAACCGGUUGUGAGUCUUCCGACUCGGAAGAGGAAGUUGGUGGAUGUAGAGGAAGAGGAUUUUGCACUUGCGGAUUCGGGUUUGCGGGGAGAUGACUUGGUGAUGGCGGGUAAGCUUCAGAGUGUCUAUGCGAAGUUUCGCACUAUCCAGGGGCUGAUGUCUGAUCUUGCGAAUGAUCUGGACAUGAUGCGGGCGCAUGUUAACAAGAAGGCGCGUUACUGA
Molecule: messenger RNA, 771 nt
Organism: Suillus discolor
Lineage: Eukaryota; Fungi; Basidiomycota; Agaricomycetes; Boletales; Suillaceae
Exons: 3
Coding region: 1-771 (256 amino acids)
Source: RefSeq, a predicted model, not a curated record